Molecule: messenger RNA, 336 nt
Organism: Mycena citricolor
Lineage: Eukaryota; Fungi; Basidiomycota; Agaricomycetes; Agaricales; Mycenaceae
Source: the annotation of a GenBank genome assembly
AUGUCCGCGAGCGCAGAUGGAUCUCCAGACAAAGUGAACGACUCUUCAGAAAUCAAAACUGCCUCAGAUGGCUCCACUGAACCUCGGCUGGACGCGUCCAUCGAAGCCGAUCUCGCCGAGCUGACCGAUCUCCUCUCCAAAGGGACGUUGGACGAAGCAGGGGAGGCGAACUUGGCGGAGUUGCUUUCGCGCCUUGAAAGUGCGAACGGUGUAGCAAAAGGCGUGGAGAGCAAACUAGACUCUCUCAUCGGGAAUCUGGACUCGCUGUUGGAAUCCUUGGAGGGAGAGUUCGCCGCCCAGCAAGACAGCAAGACGAAGGAGACCAAGACGGACUGA